UGCUGCUGCUGCUGCUGCUGAACCGACCCUAGCUGGAAGCGGCGUGGGGCCCGGAGCAGGUGGGCGCGGAGGGCCCAGGGCACCCGGGAAGCCGAGGUCGUGGGGCCGGCGCUUUCCUCCGUCUCCCGCCGGAGCCCUGGGGCUGGCGGCGUUCCCGGGGCGGAAGACAAAGUGAGCGCGGGAACGUGGCCGCAGCGCUCACCUGUAAAGCAAGUAUUUAACCUAAGAACAGGCCUCUCGAUGGAGGCACAAGAAGACAGCGGAGGUUUCUGGGAGCUUCGUGUGCUCGCCACAAGCGCAGCUGGCGGGCGUUAAUGGCUACCCACCUGUAUCUAUCACGUGCCUUGCUUCGCAUUCUUGGGGUAAAGGCAGGCGGGAAAAGCUUGGGGAGGAAAGUUCCAGGGAUGAAUAGUGGGGAGAAUUAGAGAGAGUCGGUUAAAUAGGAAGACAGAACCAGGACUAGAUAACUGGGACUCAGUCUCUGCUUAUCCUUCCAUGAGACAGUGACCUCAGGCUUUUUUUACUGCUUAGUUUCAGCCACGUGUCCUGAGCGACCCCAGACUUUUCCUUAUUAUAAAUUGAUGGAUUUUCCAUCUCUCAACUAACAGUAUUGGAGCUGUAAAAUCAUCAAGUUAGUUCCCGUUAUAGCUUCUCCGCUGUUACAUGAGCAAUAUUCACCUCUAUUUCUCCCACAAUAAAUACUAGUACCUGUUAACAAAGUCAACCACACAUGUGCAAGAAGGUUAACCAUUUCUAACGUAAAAAGACACGUUAACUUUUCCUUUGUAUACAGUAAGUAUGUACACAGGGAACCACUUUUUCCCAGUGCCAGAGGUGAAGUUUCUCUUGAUUCAGCUAACAGAGUUUCGAGAAUGUGAUAAUAGUUCUUACCUGUGCCAAACGGUGUUCGAAGUACUUUACAAGUCUAAACGUGUUAGAUACAACUGAAGCAAGCAAGUUUCGGUACAUUGUGUUAUACUUUCUCUUGGCUUUGUAACAGAAGUUCUUUCCUAAUAUAAUUUGAUUUCAGUCAUGGUGUGAAUAGGAUUGAUUGUUCUGAAUGGAGGUCUCACAAAUUGCCAAGGGCAGUGUGCUCAGACUCUCGUUAGGUUUCAUUAUAAUACACAAAAUUUGACUUUAAUUUUUUAAUAUUGAUGAUGAAUAAGCAUUAUCUUUGAAUUAUGGGUGGUUUUGCCUUGCCUGGCUUUUACAUUGAAAAGUUUUAGAAAAGUUGCAUAAUACGCAUUCAUUCAAUGAAGAGUUUUGAGCCUCUACUACAUUUACUAGCAUGAGUGUACAAACAUUAGACUCAAUCCCUGUUUUAUCCCAAAGGAGCUUAAUAAGUAGGUAGAAACCCAUUUAAACAAACAGUAGUACCAGGUGCUUUGGAGGAUGUGGCUUUAUUUAUUCUCACACUUGGCUGAACGUUAAAAUCACCUGGAGAGCUUUAACAACCACUGGUGCCUACGCACAAAGAUUCACAUGUAAUUGCUCUGGGGAAUGGUGUGGGCAUCCUGCUUCUUAAAAUCUCCCCAGAUCAUUCUAAUGUACAACCAAGAUUGACAGGUACUGAUUUAUUCAUUCAGCAAAUAUGUAUUAAGGGAGGCCUUCUUUGUGCCAUGCACUGGGACUGCAAGAGUGAAUAAGUACCACCUGUUGCACAUGGAUACAUACCUCUGGAAAGGUAGAAAUUCAGUUAUGCAAGAUCAGGGAACAAGUGCACUGAUUACAACAAAUUUCCCCUGAUACUCUAUGGUCUUUUGAUCUGUUUAGCUAGCUACCAUCAUACAAAUUAGACUUGUCAUAUUACUUUUAACUCUGCCUUGCAUAAUUACUGUUUUUGGGUAAUUAUUUUUAAGCUCUGUACUUGUUGCCUGUCAAACCUUUGUAGAAAUGACAUACCCAGUAGGGUGAUGCUAGCUCAGUGCUUCAAGAUGAUCUCUAAUGCUUACAACCUAGAUGGGCAAUCCUUGAGUGUUCUUCCUCCUGGCUCCUCCUUGUUACUCAAAUGUGGCUUCUGUAGUUUCCAAUCACUAUGCGCUUUCCCUCUGACGUGGUACGUGACAAUCAGGAAAGGUCCUUCCUGGUACCAGGGGACAAAAACCACUAACUAUGGACACCCUGACUCAUGAUCAGCAAUGCUUUCGAGGAAAGAACUUGAUCAAAAGAGGGAAAUGUGAAAACGAAUAAAAGAAAACUUCGUUUAAAAUGGAGUCAGGAAGGCCUGAAAGGAAAGCUCUCACGUGUGCACCGCUUGUGGCUGCCUGCAUAACCAGCAGGAAGAGGAACAAUAAAAAUUGUUUUAACAACAACAAAAGAAUGAAUAAGAGUGAGAUUAUUCUUGCUUAAGUCACAAUGACCUAGUUGCCAUUGGACACUUUUUAGUCUUUACCUCACAUAACUCUUCUGUAAUGUUUAAGAUGCUUAUCUCCUUUCUCCUUCAUAAUACUAUCCCCUCUCUUGCCUUUCUCUAUCACGUUUCAGGUUUAUUCAUCCCAGAUCCAGAGUUCAUCUCUCUGUCUCCUUUACAUUCUUUUUUUUUUUUUUUUUUACUUAAGUGUUGGUGCUUCUAAGAAUUUUUACAAGAUAUGGCAUCCAUAAGUACUUUUUCUAUGUUUUUAGCUUCAAUAUAUUACCUGAAGGUUAAAGACUCUCAAUCUAUAGCUCUAGCUUUUUUUAAGCACCAUAUCUGUAUAACCAGUUAUGAGGCAUUGCCACCUGGAAAUCAUCUGAGCACCUCAACUUCAAUGUGCACAAGCAUGGACUCAUGUUUUCCUGCCAAAGCUUUUUCCUCCUUCUGGUUCUCUGACUCAUUGACUGAAAUUGCUAUCCACCCAGUCUCUAAAGCCAGAAGUGUACACAUCAUCCUAGAAUUCUCUCUUACUAUAUAACGUGCUGUCAUCAGGUGAUUUCCACCUCCUAAAUGUCUUGCUAAUUUAUUUUUAUUUCUAAAUAGCUCCUAAAUGUGUCCCCUUUCCUCUAUCCUCAUUCCAAGAGUCCCAGAUCAGAUAAUCAUUACACAUGGCUUGGUCUACUACAGUGGCAUCCUUACUGAUAUUUUACCAACAGCCCUAACCUCUCCAGUGAAAUCCUUCUAAAUCAGAAAUCUGAACAUGUCAUUUCCCUGCUAAACUUAUUCAAUUACAACUAGUAUACAAGGAGAGACAACUUACACAAAAAUAUACGCCCAUGGAAGUAUGUCAUAUGCACAAGUUAACACAUUGAGUGUAUAUGUAAAAAUCACCCACAGAGGAAGUGUCCAAGAACCAAGGCCCUACAGUAUAAAAUCUGAAAAAUCUUAAUCUGAUGUAUAAGGCCCAUUGCUAUCUAGGCCCGCUCAUGCCCUCUCUAGUCUAGUUACAGCUUAAGCAAUGCUGAACUAUUAAUGGCUCACUGAAAACAUCAAGCAUUUUCAUGCUGCUAUGGCUUUAUAUGUGUUGUCCUCUGUAACUGGACACUUCCCCAUCUCCCAUGUAGUGUCGGCUCAAGCUUUCCCUCCUCCAUUGUUGACUUCCCUCACUUCUCCAGACAGUCAUUUCUACAAUGCUUAAAUUGUGUUUGAGUGUAUUAGCGUUAUUGUGUUGUAUGUUUGUCUAAUAUGUUUUUAAGGACACAGAAAAUGUAUUUUCAUCUGUGUUCCCAACAUGUAGCAGGAACUUAAUAUUUGUUGAGUAAAUAAAAAUAAGAUCCACUGGGAUUCUGAGAAGAUUGUCGGAGUCAUCAGGAUGGAGGAUUAUGAGUACAGAGACUAUGAGGCAAUGAAGAUGGGCUCAAGAUUUAAUUGAAGGUACCAUUUAGUUGACAUAUCUGUAGGAGUUGGAGAGUGGAGGACAAGCCCCAAGUUUCUGACUUGAGUGUGUAGGGAUGGAUACCAUAACCAGGAUCUGGAAUGCAACAGGUUUGAUUCAUGAAAAGGCAACUACCUUUCUUUUGCUUUAUGCUUUAUGUAGGUGGCUAACAUCUUUCUAAUCAUGAAUUUUUAUUAAAAUAAGCUUAGUAACUCUCUAAUUGUUAUUAGGUCAAACAAUAAACAGUGAUAAACUGAUGAACAGUGACCAAUAAAACUAGCUUAUCUUAUUCCAGCUGUACAUUCUACCUAAGGGGAUUGACGUUAUUGGUUUAUAUUUAGGUUAUAACAGUACUUUCAGGAUUAGCCAAACAAAAAAUUGCAUAUUGAGCAAUUAGACCUUUCUAAAGUUGGCCCAUAUUUGUUUUUAAGUUGCUACAGCCAAAAUUGGAAUAUGGAAAGCAGCCAACACCAUGAAAUGAUAGGAUUUUAAGUAUAGCAACUACAAGACACUUAGGAAUUAACCUAAUUUAAUCUCUUGUCCCUCUUUGGGUGUAAUCGUGAUUUACUAUACAAUUACAUGAUUACAAUUGAGAUUCUCAUGAAAUGAUGUUCAUGAAACAUUUAAAUGUUUAAAAAUAAUAAAGGUUUGUUUGCCUUCUGAUUCAAAUGAAAAGAUUGUGAUUUGAGAAUAAGAGUAAAAAAUAUACCAGUAUAUCUUCUGUAAUGCUAACUACUUAAAGUUGUUGUGUUACUGCCAUUCAACUUUCCUGGAUAAAACCAGGUAUUUUAAAGUGCCAGACAUAUAUAGUACUAUAUAUGAAAUGAUUCAGAUCAAAUUUCUUGGUUAAUCAAUGCUGAACAAAGUAAAAUGGAAAAACUAAAAACAUGGAAAAUCAUAACAUGUAUUCUAGGAAAGCAUCUUGUAGUUUUCCACAUCCUGAGCAUUUAUUAAUUUGAGCAGAAAAUGUUACUACACUUAGCUAAGUAUAGAAUUUCAAAACAGUGUUUGACUUGAACAAGCUUAAUUUGUACAGAAUAUGAAUGUCAUAAUUUCACAGUGUGCUGAGAACUAUCCGUGACUUAUAAAUAGAGGCAGAAUUCAAUAGUAUCCUAUUCGAUACUGUGAAAAGAAGCUAAGAAGAUUCCUAAGCACACAAAACCUGAUGAAAAAUACGUGUUCUUGGCAGUUGAAAUUGUAAGAAUGAUGGGAUUCUUCAAGUGAAAGUGCCUUUUAUCUGUGCAAAGUGAUUGUCUUUUUCAGAUUUGAAACAAAUCUGUAUUCAUGAAGAGUGACUGCAUACAAACCACAACAUGUCAAGAAAGAAAAAAGGAUCCAAUAGAAAUGUUUCAUUCUGGGCAGCUGGUAAAAGUCUGUGCCCCAAUGGUGCGGUAUUCAAAGUUGGCUUUUAGAACACUAGUAAGAAAAUACAGUUGCGAUCUGUGCUAUACACCAAUGAUAGUUGCUGCUGAUUUUGUCAGAUCAAUAAAAGCCAGAGACAGUGAAUUUACCACAAACCAAGGUGAUUGCCCAUUGAUUGUUCAGUUUGCUGCUAAUGAUGCAAGAAUUUUAUCUGAUGCUGCUCGUAUAGUCAGUCCUUAUGCGAAUGGAAUAGACAUUAACUGUGGUUGCCCUCAGAGGUGGGCCUUGGCAGAAGGUUAUGGAGCUUGCUUAAUAAACAAGCCAGAGCUUGUUCGAGACAUGGUGAAACAAGUAAGAAAUCAAGUGGAAAACCCCAGAUUUUCAGUAUCUAUUAAAAUAAGGAUCCAUGAUGACGUUACAAGAACUGUAGAUCUUUGUCGAAAGGCUGAAGCAACAGGAGUUUCCUGGAUUACAGUCCAUGGAAGAACUGUUGAAGAAAGACAUCAGCCAGUUCAUUAUGAGGCCAUUAAAAUAAUUAAGGAAAAUAUGUCUAUACCUGUAAUUGCUAAUGGAGACAUCAAAAGCUUAAAAGAAGCAAAAAAUGUGCAGCAUAUUACUGGGACAGAUGGUGUGAUGGUUGCAAGAGGACUCUUAGCAAACCCCGCCAUGUUUGCUGGAUAUGAGGAAACACCACUGAAAUGCAUCUGGGACUGGGUUGACAUUGCUCUUGAACUUGGAACUCCUUAUAUGUGUUUCCAUCAACAUUUAAUGUACAUGAUGGAAAAGAUAACUUCACGGCAGGAAAAAAGGAUAUUUAAUACUUUGUCAAGCACAUCAGCAGUCUUAGAUUACCUUACAGACUCUUAUGGGAUUGACUGGACUUCCUAAAUUAUUUUCUAUUUGCAGUGAAAUCACCCAGCGUCACAUCUUGGUUUUUACUUUGAAUCAGUGGCUCUCAAACAUUAGUAUAAAAACAAUGCCCUGACAGAAUUUUUAAAAAUCAUUCCUAGACCCAUCCUUAGAGAUGUCUGAUUCAGUAGAUCUCUAGGGUGGACCCCAAAAUACUGUUUUAAAGAAGACCCCAGGUGGUUCAAACAUUGAAAAACAUUGCUCUGAAUCCUAUUAUGGAUUUAAAAAUGUGAGAAUUUUUUUCUUAAAGAAAUCAUGUUUUUAACAUUUUUAAAUAAAACUUUAUUUUAAUACUAAAAGUAUGACUCAUGAUAUCUGUAAGUUAACAUAAGAUGUUUUAAAUGAAAAUAAGUGCAGAAAAGUGACAGAACAAAUUCCAACAUCUAUAUAAAAUGAAAAGGACAAGAAAUUUUGUAUAGAAUUGCAUUCAGAGCUUAAAUUAAAAGUUCAAGUUGGAAAAUCAAACUGCUACUUCCUAAUUCAUGAAUUACACACCUCAAGGUAUUUCUUUUAAAUUGUAACAGAAGUUAAUUAGAUGUGAUGUUUUCUAUAAUUUAUAACUAAGAUUCCAUGAAAUUCUUUAAAUGAAAUUAAAUGUUAUAUUUCGAGCUUUCUAGAUCCUUAGAAGAUUGAGAGCUUGGUAAAUAUACCUUAUGUAAAAUGAGAAUAUUAAUUUCUGUCCCCCACAUCUUACGUGUAAAAAAUCUGGUCGCUAAUCUGGAGAUGAUUACACAGGCUGGCCUCAGUGCUAGACCAUUUUGUAUAUGGGACUUGAGCAUCCAGAAACGUUGGUACCUGCGAGAGUC
Messenger RNA from Hippopotamus amphibius kiboko, 6865 nucleotides. RefSeq names its product dihydrouridine synthase 4 like (gene DUS4L). Gene Ontology annotation, biological process: tRNA processing. Gene Ontology annotation, molecular function: flavin adenine dinucleotide binding; tRNA dihydrouridine synthase activity. NCBI's taxonomy places the organism in Eukaryota, Metazoa, Chordata, Mammalia, Artiodactyla, Hippopotamidae. The record is from RefSeq and is a predicted model, not a curated record. The transcript is spliced from 6 exons. Bases 5073 to 6038 code for a protein of 321 amino acids.